AUGGGGGGCUGGGGACACAUUGGGGUGGCACAAGGACCACGCCCAGCAUCCCACAGCAGGAUCGAGACGCUCUGGCUGCCCCCCGGCAGGAUGGGGGACCCCUUCGGCCGCUGGAGCAGCAGCCCGUCCCGGAGUGAAUAUGACGACAGGAGCCCGCUCCGACGUUCCAACAGCUUCGUCCGCCUCACCGGGAAAACCAUCUACAACCAGCGCAAGGACUACGGGCAGACCCUGCUCAAGCUCCAGAACGAUUUCCAGCACCACGUUGAGCACCUGCUGACGAUGCACCUGGAGCGGGAGCUCCGCAGCGCCGAGGAUUGCCUGGGGCGCCUGAAGGAGCUGGAGGAGCAGGGGCGGAUCUGGGGGCAGGAUGUCAUCCUGGAAGUCAAGGACCAGGAGCUGGUGCUGAGCGAUGUGGAGAGCAAGGAGGAGCUGGAGGCUUUCCCGCUGGGAAGCGUGCAGGGAUGCUCGGCCGGCCUGGGCAACGCUGUGCUGGCCGUCCGCGUCCAGGAGCGGAGCCCGCCGAGGAGCAGCGUGCUGCUCUUCCAGUGCGAGCGGCUGGGGGCAGAGACGCUGCGGAGCAGCCUGGAGAAGGUGCUGAGGCAGAGGAAGGAGGAGCAGAGCGAUCACCACGGGCACAGGUACGGCGGACCCCACAGCCAUCCCCGGCAUCGCCCCGCUCCCACCCCGUACCCCCACCCCGCACCGCCCCCCACGCUCAGCUCACCCUCUCCUUCCCCAUCCCGCUGGCCCCGGAGCAGCCCGGACUCGCCACCGAGCCCGGCCCCGCCGUACGCGGCCCCGGAGCGCUGGGCAGAGUCCCCCGAGCCCGACCCCUACGUGUUCCCCCGGCGUGGGGCGUCCCCCCAGCGUGGGCUGCUCGCCUCGGACUACCGUGAGUCUCGGCCGGGGAGGGAGGCACCGCACCGUGCCUCAGUUUCCCCAGGAGCGGGGCUGAUGCUGGGGACUCCGGUGCCACCAGGUGCGCCGGACGCCCCGCGGAUGGCACGGCCCCGAGCCCCCGCCCAGGCCGUGUCCGAGGCGGAGCGAGAUGUUGAGAUCCUCAACCACGUCCUGGGCGACCUGGAGCUCUUCAUGGGCCGGCUGCAGGCGGCGCUGAGCUCGGCCAGCACGAAGAAGAAGCCGAAGAAGCCAGGUAGGAAGGGAGGGGGGGUCCCUGGGGGGCUGCUCGGGGCUCUCCCGGUGCCAGCCCCCGGCUCUGCCCCUCCAGCGCUGCCCCCAAGGGAUGAGUACACGGAUUUCUUCCAGAAGGUGAAAUACGCCCUCAACCUCUUGGGACGGAGCCACCUCUACGUGACGGACCCCGACCCCCUCGAGCUGCUGCGCCUCAUCUUCUCAGCUCUGUCCUUCGCGCUGGAGCACAGCCCCAGCCCCGGCCUGGCCCCGGCGGUCCGGAGCCCGCUGCUGCUGCCCGAGGCGCUGCAGCUCCUCGAGGAGAGCCUGGGCGACGAGGACUACGGCGUCUGGAAGAGCCUCGGCACCGCCUGGAACAAGUCCAGGGCCGAGUACCCCGAGAGCGCCCCGGUGCCCGCCUACACGCCGGUGUUUUCGGACGGGUGGCUGCCCCCCGUGAUGGAGCAGGAACGCCGCGGGGGCCUCCAGGACACCCCAGCGCCUGCCUCAGUUUCCCCAACUCCCUUGCGCCGCCCUUCCCCGUCCCUGCCCCCCGCGCAGGCACCGGCCCCCGCCUGGAGGGACAAUCCCAGCCGAGAAUCCCCCCUCCCUGCCCAGGGGCUGGUCCGAGCCCUGUACGACUUCCAGGCUCGCAACUCGCAGGAGCUGAGCGUCAGGAGGGGGGACACGCUGCAGGUCUUGGACCAGCAGAGGAAGUGGUGGCUGGUGCAGGACGAGCGGGGGGACAGGGGGCACGUCCCCGGCAACAUCCUGGAGCCCGUCCCGGAGCCGGGGCGCAGCGCCUGGCAGGACAGUCCCCCCACCCUGCAACCCAGCUCCUCGCCGGCGGAGGUGACGGCCUGGCUGAUGGACAAGGGCUUCUCGCGGAUAACGCGCGUGGGUCCGUUUGGGGCGGGGGGCGAGCCCGGCUCACCCCGGCCCGCCCGCAGCACGGUGCGGACCCUGGGGGUGCUGCGGGGCCACGAGCUGCUGCAGAUGAGCCCGGCCGAGCUGCGCGGCGUCUGUCCCGAGGAGUGGCGGAGGGUCCUCUUCAAGCUGUCCCCCAUCCGGACAUCCCUGGGGAUCGGUCCCAGGGACUGA
Lonchura striata (white-rumped munia) is the source of this 2235-nucleotide messenger RNA. Lineage: Eukaryota; Metazoa; Chordata; Aves; Passeriformes; Estrildidae. The record is from RefSeq and is a predicted model, not a curated record.